CCUGACACCGCUAUGGAGAGUCCAGGCAAGAACACAGCAAGAUGGCGCCACCUCGCCAAUGGUUACAACAAAUAUUGGUACUCUAAAGCCGCCCUUCGAUGGCUUUCUCUCACCACUGCAGUUGUCGCUCUGAUCACAUUUGGUGGAUCUUGGCACGAUUAUUCACACUACAAUACUGAUCCCUACCCCUAUGUCCGCUCACUGGCCCCCUAUGGUUUCACCAUAGCUGCUCUUCUGUUCUCGAUAAUAGUCGAUGUCCCCGCUAUGAUUUUACAUUUCAGGAUUCGAAAAGGCCAANAUCUCAACCCUGGAUUCGUGCUGGCUGGAGAUACCCUGGUUUACCCCAUCCUGGCAAUCGCUCUGGCUUUCACUGUCGUCGGGGUUUCUAGCUCUGGUGUCUGUCCCGGAAGUGUGUCAUGUCCAAUGGUGGUUGUUUGGGGUCUCAUGGUAGGGAUCGCAGCUCUACAUAUCUUUCUCUUUNUCAUGGAUAUCUGGGAAACCCAUGUCUACAGAGCUAUGCGUAGGGAACAGAAGACGGCUGGUAAGGCUGAUUCUCGGGAAUCGAAACGACGAUCGCAUGAUUCCAAGAGCGAAUCUAACCCAACACCUCCCACUCCGGAAGGACCGAUCAGAAUUGAGCUGCCAGAUGGAAGAAUUUUCGAACUACCUGGAGGAUGCAAGGUAGNNAACUUCCCGCCGAAUCACGCACAGAAUUGCCGGCACAACUUCCUGGUGUCUUCCUUGCAGAGCUUGAGGCUCCGAAUCCGCCAUCAGAGCAAGGUCCAAUCACAGCUGCACGCUCAGUCGUUGACAAUCUGCUUGCGAUACACACGAGAAAUGCGACUUGAGAACACUGCCAUGCGGAAGAACAAACAGAUUCGUAAAGCCAUCAGACUGCCCAAAGGCCACAUCGCUUAG
Molecule: messenger RNA, 918 nt
Organism: Aureobasidium musti
Lineage: Eukaryota; Fungi; Ascomycota; Dothideomycetes; Dothideales; Saccotheciaceae
Source: the annotation of a GenBank genome assembly